This is a messenger RNA of Penicillium manginii, 1011 nucleotides long. RefSeq lists its product as uncharacterized. Gene Ontology annotation, biological process: lipid metabolic process. The coding region runs from base 1 to 1011 and encodes 336 amino acids. Gene Ontology annotation, molecular function: phosphoric diester hydrolase activity. The record is from RefSeq and is a predicted model, not a curated record. Lineage: Eukaryota; Fungi; Ascomycota; Eurotiomycetes; Eurotiales; Aspergillaceae. The transcript has 3 exons.
AUGCUCGGCGUCAUUCAAUUCAUCUCCCUCUCUUUCGGCAUCGCUCUAUCGUUCUUCCCGGACGAAUAUGACCGUGCCGCGAGUGCCUGGAAGCAUGACAGCGCCGAUCCCAUCGACAACAACGCCUCGCACUGGCCAGCUGCCUCCCGCGACAUCAUCGCCGUAAACUGCCACUCGCACAACGACUACUGGCGCAAGAUCCCGCUCUUCUCCGCCCUACAGGCCGGCUGCGUCAGCGUCGAGGCAGACGUCUGGCUCUUCGACGAAGAACUAUACGUCGGCCACACGACCUCAUCUCUAUCAUCGCGCCGGACCCUGCGCUCCUUAUACAUCGACCCCCCUAGUCGAGAUCCUCAACCAGCAGAAUCAGAAUCAGAAUCCGACCACGACCCAGCAGCGUCUCGCCCCUCCGCGCGGCACGGCGCGACGACUUGGCCCGCUGUAGCCGAGGAACUUGCCCCGCUUCGCGAUCGAGGCUAUCUCACUUACUUCAAUGGCGAUUCAAUCGUACCGGGCCCCGUGACUGUCGUCGGAACAGGAAAUGCGCCUUUCAACCUCGUCACGGCGAAUUCCACAUACCGCGAUAUCUUCUUCGACGCCCCGCUGGAAAAGCUGCUUGACGAGGAUGAGGAUGAGGAUGGCAACGAUACACGACCUUCCGAAACUGGAUCUGGACAAGGACACACCGGCAUGCCUGAUACGCUGCGGGCAAAUACGUUCAAUGUGACGAAUAGCUACUACGCCUCCGUUUCGUUUAAGAAGGCUGUCGGGUUUCCCUGGCCUUUCCACUUUACGCAGCGGCAGGUGCGGGUUAUUCGGGAGCAGGUGCGGGUUGCGCAUCGGCUUGGCUUGAAGGUACGGUACUGGUCUAUUCCAGGGUGGCCGGUUAGUUUGCGGAAUCAUGUUUGGAGGAUCCUUGUGCAGGAAGGGGUGGAUAUGCUUAAUGUGGAUGAUUUGGUUACGGCUACGAAGGGUGAUUGGAAGAUUCCUGUCUUUGAUUGGUGGGUUUGA